Aphidius gifuensis is the source of this 876-nucleotide messenger RNA. Its product is annotated as SCF E3 ubiquitin ligase complex F-box protein grrA-like. Gene Ontology annotation, biological process: SCF-dependent proteasomal ubiquitin-dependent protein catabolic process. Lineage: Eukaryota; Metazoa; Arthropoda; Insecta; Hymenoptera; Braconidae. The transcript has 4 exons. The record is from RefSeq and is a predicted model, not a curated record. Gene Ontology annotation, cellular component: SCF ubiquitin ligase complex. The coding region runs from base 1 to 876 and encodes 291 amino acids.
AUGGAAGAAGUUUGUACCAAAUGGAAAGAAGCAUGCGAACUUGUUUGGUAUGACAUUAAAAAAUACAAAUGUGAAUCAUCAAUUGGACGUUCUUAUGAUAAUCGUUUGUUGACACAAUCAUACCUCGAGAAAAUAUUAUUAAGAUGUGGUAAAUAUCUAAAAGAAUUGUCUCUCUCAGAUGUUUGUGAUUUUAGUAUUAUGCCAUUUGUUGGUGAUCACUGUAAAAAUUUAACAAGUCUUGAAUUAUCAUCUAUUGAUGAUGAGCUACUUUCUUCUCCAUGUGUUCUUGAUAAGUUAUCAACAUUGCAAUGUCUUGAACAUCUAUACUUGUGUUAUGUAGUAAAUCUUAAAGAUAGUACAAUUACUGCUAUUGCUAAUAAUUGUAAAAACCUAAAAAGUUUAGAUGUUCGAGGUUGCACAGGUCUUACUGAGACAGCUCUCGUUGCUUUUACAAACUUGGAAAAUUUAGAAAAACUAGAUAACCUAAAAAGUUUAGAUAUUGGAAAAUGCAGAGCUAUUACUAAAACAGGUCUCGAUGCUUUAACAAAAUUGGAAAAUUUACAAAGACUAGAUGUAAGCUAUCUUAAUACUAUUACAGACAGCUUUCUUAUUAAACUAAAAGGAUUAAAAACAUUGAAUUGUAAUGUUAGCAAGGAAUUCACUGAUGCUGGUAUUAUUCAAUUUAUAAAAAACAAUCCAGAUCUUGAAAAGAUUUGUGUUAGGGGUAUAGAUAAUAUUACAACUGAUAUGGUUAUUGCUGCUGAUCAGGCAACUAAAAAUCGUACAAAUGGUAUUGUUUUACACAUCAUAUGUGGUCCGUUAUUAAUAGAAUAUUCCAAGUCAUUAAUAACAUCUCAAUGGUUGGUUGUUGAAUAG